Molecule: messenger RNA, 4671 nt
Organism: Gasterosteus aculeatus aculeatus (three-spined stickleback)
Lineage: Eukaryota; Metazoa; Chordata; Actinopteri; Perciformes; Gasterosteidae
Source: RefSeq, a predicted model, not a curated record
CACACACACACACACACCCCAACUCCACCUCAUCUCGGUGGUGUUGUGCGCAAAAUCUCCAGCGCCGGACGGACGGACGCAGUUUGACGGCACAAACGAGCGGCACUGCGGGAGGGGGGAGAUCCAAGAAAAGCGCAUCCGAGGCACACAUGGAUAUUUAACCGGGCAUUACACGUUUUUUAAUCUCUUUUUUUUUUUUUUUUUUUUAACCCCUGUGCUGUUGCUUUUGCCCCAGGGGUGUUAAUUCAACCUGCUCGAUGUCUCUCAUCAGUUUGUAACCGAAACAAAAUGAGGAUUUCUUCUCGCGACUGGUUUCUGUUGAUAUUCUGUGGCUUUUGGGGACUGGCAAUGGGUGCUUUCCCGAGCAGCGUUCAGAUCGGCGGGCUGUUCAUCAGAAACACCGAUCAGGAGUACACUGCCUUUCGCUUGGCAAUCUUCCUGCACAACACCAGCCCCAACGCCUCGGAAGCCCCGUUCAACCUGGUGCCUCACGUGGACAACAUCGAGACAGCCAACAGCUUCGCCGUCACCAACGCCUAUCUCAGCAAUUAUUUUGUUUGCUCCCAGUACUCCCGCGGUGUCUUCGCCAUCUUCGGCCUGUACGACAAGCGCUCGGUCCACACGUUGACGUCCUUCUGCAGCGCGCUGCACAUCUCCCUCAUCACGCCCAGCUUCCCCACCGAAGGCGAGAGCCAGUUCACGCUGCAGCUGCGGCCGUCCAUCCGAGGGGCGCUGCUGUCCCUCCUGGACCACUACGACUGGAACAAAUUUGUCUUCCUGUACGACACCGACCGGGGAUACGCCAUCCUGCAGGCCAUCAUGGAGAAGGCGGGACAAAACAACUGGCAGGUCAGCGCCAUCUGCGUCGAAAGCUUCACCGACGCAAACUACCGACGGCUGCUGGAGGAUCUGGACCGGAGACAAGAGAAGAAGUUCGUCAUCGACCUGGAGGCCGAGCGGCUGCAGAACAUGCUGGAACAGAUCGUCAGCGUUGGAAAACAUGUCAAAGGGUACCAUUACAUCAUGGCCAACCUGGGCUUUAAGGACAUCAACCUGGAGCGCUUCAUGCACGGUGGAGCCAACGUGACGGGCUUCCAGCUCGUCGACUUCAGCAACCCGAUGGUCAUCAAACUAAUGCAGCGCUGGAAUAAGCUGGACCAAAGGGAGUACCCGGGCUCGGACGCCCCGCCCAAGUACACCUCCGCACUGACGUACGACGGGGUGAUGGUGAUGGCCGAGGCCUUCAGAAAUCUGCGCAGGCAGAAGGUGGACAUUUCCAGGCGGGGGAACGCCGGCGACUGUCUGGCCAACCCGGCCGCCCCGUGGAACCAAGGCAUCGACAUGGAGCGAACUCUCAAGCAGGUCCGACUGCAGGGAUUAACAGGUAAUGUCCAGUUUGACCACUAUGGCCGCAGGGUUAACUACACUAUGGACGUGUUUGAACUGAAGAAUAAUGGACCCCGACGGAUCGGCUACUGGAAUGAUGCAGACAAACUGGUGCUGAUCCAGGACUCUCCUCUGCUCCCGAAUGACACCUCCGGCAUGGAGAACCGCACCGUGGUCGUUACCACCAUCAUGGAGGGCCCCUACGUGAUGCUCAAGAAGAACUGGGAGGGGUACGAGGGCAACGACCAGUACGAGGGGUACUGCGUGGACUUGGCCUCCGAGAUCGCCAAACACAUCGGCAUCAAGUACAAGAUCUCCAUCGUUCCCGACGGGAAGUACGGCGCCAGGGACCCGGAGACGAAGAUCUGGAACGGGAUGGUCGGGGAGCUGGUGUACGGGAAAGCGGAAAUCGCUGUGGCCCCUUUGACUAUCACGCUGGUCCGGGAGGAGGUGAUCGACUUCUCCAAGCCCUUCAUGUCGCUGGGCAUUUCCAUCAUGAUCAAGAAGCCCCAAAAGUCCAAACCGGGGGUGUUCUCCUUCCUGGACCCGUUGGCCUACGAGAUCUGGAUGUGCAUCGUGUUCGCGUACAUCGGCGUGAGCGUGGUGCUCUUCCUGGUCAGCCGCUUCAGCCCGUACGAGUGGCACACCGAGGAGCCCGAGGAGGGCACCGACGGUCCGCCAAGCGACCAGCCCCCCAAUGAGUUUGGUAUCUUCAACUCCCUGUGGUUCUCCCUGGGCGCCUUCAUGCAGCAGGGCUGCGACAUCUCCCCCAGAUCGCUAUCGGGUCGAAUCGUUGGAGGAGUGUGGUGGUUCUUCACCCUCAUCAUCAUCUCGUCCUACACGGCUAACUUGGCUGCCUUCCUCACCGUGGAGAGGAUGGUUUCCCCCAUAGAGAGCGCCGAGGAUCUGGCCAAGCAGACGGACAUCGCAUACGGCACUCUGGAUUCCGGCUCCACCAAGGAGUUCUUCAGGCGGUCCAAAAUCGCCGUCUACGAGAAGAUGUGGGGGUACAUGAAGUCGGCCGAGCCCACCGUCUUCACGAAGACCACGGCGGAGGGCGUGGCGCGCGUCCGGAAGUCCAAAGGCAAAUACGCCUUCCUCCUGGAGUCCACCAUGAACGAGUACACCGAGCAGCGCAAGCCGUGCGACACCAUGAAAGUGGGAGGAAACCUGGACUCCAAAGGCUACGGAGUAGCUACACCCAAGGGUUCACAGUUAAGAACGCCUGUAAACCUUGCCGUAUUGAAACUGAGUGAAGCAGGAGUCUUAGACAAACUGAAAAACAAAUGGUGGUACGAUAAGGGGGAGUGUGGACCCAAGGACUCGGGAAGUAAGGACAAGUCAUCCCAGGCCCUAAGUCUGAGCAACGUGGCGGGGGUCUUCUACAUCCUCGUUGGGGGCCUGGGCCUGGCCAUGCUGGUGGCUCUCAUCGAAUUCUGCUACAAGUCGCGCAACGAGGCCAAGAGAAUGAAGCUGACGUUCACAGAGGCCAUGAGGAACAAGGCGCGCCUGUCCAUCACGGGCAGCGUGGGGGAGAACGGACGGGUGCUGACGCCGGACUGUCCCAAGGCCGUCCACACGGGGCCCCCCCUCCGCCAGGGCUCCGGCCUGGCCCUGGUCUCCUCCGAGCUCCCGUGAAAACCAAAAACCUCUCAAGUGCCUUAUUCCAAUAGCAAGAAAGGAAACCAGUAAUCACACCGACGCCCACGAAACAAGCAGACACUCACGGAGCAGGAUUUACACAGCUGACGGGUCAUCGCCGGGGGGGGGGGUGCGGGCAGAUCCCGCUGUCAGAGGUCGCGUGACCUGUUGUGAAUAAAAGGAUUCCUCCCCCCCGAAAUCUGUGGAAACCAGAGGCAGAAAAUCUUAGAAAAUGUUUCUAAAUCAAAUGAGAGUCCGCCGGAGACAUUCGACCUUUACCUCCCCCCCCCUCCUCCCCCCUGACGUGAAGAGGAGCAGCGAAGGAUGGAAAUGAAUAAAUAUCAUGUUAUAUGAUAAAGAUAAAGACCAGAAAACUGUAAACUUGAAAUUGAUGAAAAAGAGAGAAAAAGAAGAAAACGACUGAACCACAAUCAAGAUUGUUUUUGAACUGUUUGCUACGCAGACAUUUGCAACAUUCACAAUCUCACUAAAUAUCAGCAAGUGACUCGGGUCACUUGAGGUCCCGGGCCAUGAAAAACGGUUUGUAUCCAUAAUUACAAAAAUGAAAUCUACUGAUAUUGAAUAUAUGAACAAACAUAGGAAACUGUGAAGAUUAGUAAAUAUGUAUAUUCCACAAAAAAGCAGAAUAAUAAGUUAGCUGUACAUAGGGGACGACUGUGUACCAUGCUUGCUUUUUAAACAGAUGUACAUAGCAGAUACUGUAGUGGACAGAACGUUCUUUUUUUUUUGUAAAUCAUCUUUAAAGAUCUUAUCUUAUUCAUCGCAAUAAUGAUGAUGCCACUUAAAAGAGGAGAGCAGUGUUAAAGUCUGUUACGUGUUGAAUACUUAACUUUAUUAUCUAGGAACAUUCAAACUCUUAAAUGUGAAUGGGGUAUCAACUGCCCAAAUAUCCCGGUACCUGUUGCAUACAAAUUCAUUAAUAUAUUCAACGAUGAAUGUUAAGUAGCUCCACCCCCCCCCCAAAUCCUUAGACCGCCCCCCUCACUGUGCAGACGUAGACCCGGAGAGACGCUCGCCAGCAGAGCUUCACAAAUCAAGUUUCCGCUGUCAGAAUAUGAAUAUUUUUUUCAUUCUCUUUGAUCUAUUUUUUGUACGGAGAAAUAUUUGAAAAAAAAGAAGAAACUGUGUCCUGGUUUUAAAUGUCCGCAGUCCGGUAGGACUUUUAAGGCCGUUAUACGUGGGUAGACAUAACGCCAUAUAGAAGAAAAAAAAGUACCAUUUCUCUCAUCAUCACGCGUUAUUUGGAGUGUCGACGUCGAACCGGAGCUCAGAAGUUCCUUCUGGAAACACUGUGGAUCGUCCAGGGGGGGAGGGGGGGUCGGGCCCUCUGUAGCAGGAGGGUCACCGGCGUCCUCGUCUCCUCGUUUGGAAGGACAACCUGCGAUAGGGUCUCGUCUUCAGCCGCAGCAGCGCGCCUCGGCGUUGCUUCUAAACGGUUCUCAUCCGUCUCCCGUGCACGUGGCGCGGCGGAGUUUGCGGGAAUAAUUUGUUUUUUUGUUUGUUUGUUUUUUGUUGUCCUGCAAUCCGUCUGAAGAGCUGAAGUGUAAUACGGCGUCUCAUUUCGGUUCGACUGUACAUCUUUAUUUUGACUUUUUUUAAGUAAAAAAAUAAUUCAAAUUGCAA